Molecule: messenger RNA, 1934 nt
Organism: Camellia sinensis
Lineage: Eukaryota; Viridiplantae; Streptophyta; Magnoliopsida; Ericales; Theaceae
Source: RefSeq, a predicted model, not a curated record
GGCUCCCAAUAUGAGAUUGGUGUUGAUAUUAAAGUCUCACUAUGUAUGCCUGUGACUAUGUGUCUUGAGCUGCAUUAUAAAUAUUCUUUUUAUGAUGACUCCACGGGUUAAUUACACUUUGUUUCUCUUAAUUAUUAUUAUUAAAUAUCACCUUACUCUCGAUUUUAAAGUCGUACAUUUAGCCUCCUCAACUAUCAAAAUCGAUUCAUUUGCACCACUUUCAAAAGGUGGAGUUUGUACCCUUUUUAAUAAUUAAGGGGUCUUAAUGUAUGAUUUUAAAAUUGAGAAGGAUAAAAUGAUAUUUAGUAAUAAUGUGUAACUAACCCUAACUCCACACCUGCAUGAUCCACCCACAAUGACUGAAUUUGGACUUUGAAAUCAAAGGUUUGAGGGUAACAUUUGACUUAAGCAUUUGUGGACUUGCAUUGGUUUGAAGUAUCAAUUUUAACAGAAUCCAUGAAUUCAGACCAGAAAUUUAGGGAAAAGAUUCCCAAGAAUAGUGCAUUUUUGACUGAUAUAGUUCAUAGGGUCCAAUUAUGGUAAAUUCCAACUAAUAACCAACCACACAUUUAGUGAAUCUAAGCCAAUAAAGAGCUUUGUACAUGAAUAAAUAGCUUUGUAGAGUCUGAAUUUAAUUGUAAGAGAGUAAUUGGAGAUUUAUCAUUUUAUGCAUUCAACCAAUUCUUGAUAUCCCCCCUGUGCCAAACAACAUAUAUAAGAGAAUUAAGAGGAGGUAGGUAACUAUGACCAUGCUUUGUUCAUGUCCCUCAUCUCCAUGAAUAUAUAUGUUAUAAAGUAUUUCUUGUUAGUAAUUUGGUUUGAAAUAAUAAUAUCUGCAAUCAAAUCCUAAUUAACUUCAUUCCUCCAUCUGAAAUGAUUGCUACAGAGAAAGUUUAAGUGCACAGAAAAAUUUCACAUCCCACAUGUUGGUUUCACAUCAGUAUCACACUCUCUGAAAUUCUUCUUGUUCGUGCAUUCAUCAAUUGACCAAUUUUUUCAUUAUUAAAAAAAUAAUUGUUAAACACAACCCAAUUAUUUAUAGUUUUUGUCCUCUUUGGUUUGAUGAUGAUGACAAUUGAUAAACUAGCUUAUGAUACAAUUUAUUUUGCACUUGCAUGGGGGAAUCAUCAGGAAUAUUUAAUUGGUUGGAAAUUUUUUAAUUUAAUUUUGUGCAAUUUAUUAUUCCAGAGCAUACUAUGGCAUUUACUCCCAAACAGUUUGCUGUUAUUGUGGCUGCCUUGGGUGUAUUGUCCUUCAUUUUUUGUGUUGUCGCUGUGCAAAAGAAGCCUCAAGCCGGAGAAUCAAUUCAAGGGAAAGAUGUUAUUAUCUGCAAAUAUCCAUCUGAUCCGUCUAUACCAUUGGGAUAUCUCUCUGCUCUGUGUCUUGUGGCAUCUACAACACUUGGUUAUUUCUCACUUACUUAUCCAUACCAAGGAAAAUCAGUUCCACAAUCUGCUUUUAGCAACACUACGUUCAAUAUAUUUCGUAAUAUUGCAUUGGCCACAUCAGGAUUCGCAGUGUCGUUGAUUCUGCACACAACAAUCACAGGGCACUUUCUCAUGAUACGCAAUGUUCAUCAUAAUCUUGAAGCAGAAUGCCCCAUUGCCAAGAGUGGUAUCCUUGGUGGCGCAGCCUUUGUAUCUUUGGACUCUUCAUUAUUUUGGUUGAUUGUGCCAAUGCUAGUAACAAAUGUCCGAGAAGAUUAUUUUGAUGAGGCAAAAGAGGGUGAUUGUAGUAAAUCUGUCACAAUUGGUUAGAAUGUUGUGGGGAUAUAUUUUCUGAGUACCAAUACGUGGCAUAGUGACGCCGACGUGUCAGCCGACGUGCCACGUGUCGUGGUAGUUAUGCCGAGGUUAUCAUGGAUAGGCCGAGGUUGACUCCAAAGAUAUCGGAAUCCGAGAUAAGCGGAUAAGGGACAAGAGUCCUAGAGAAAA